Molecule: messenger RNA, 1023 nt
Organism: Fusarium sp. VM40
Lineage: Eukaryota; Fungi; Ascomycota; Sordariomycetes; Hypocreales; Nectriaceae
Source: the annotation of a GenBank genome assembly
AUGGUCAUAGCCUCCAAGAAUGUGGUUGAGCCAGUGUUCAUCGUCUUUGCCUUCACGGCAGGAUGUCUCAUCAACAGACGACGAAAUGGCCAAGUUUCUUACACCGAUCUCAGCGAUGUAGAGUCAUGCCAACCUAAAUCCGUUGACUCGCCUCCUCUCAAGCCAGUUCUGCUACAGUCCCAACGCAAAGCUCCCAAUAUCUUUUUCGUCCUGCUAUCUCGUUUCUUCAACACAUUUCCGUUUCUCAUCGAGAUCUGGUACUGGAACUUGACAUACUGGAUCUAUCAAGGGCUGCGAGCGCUCUCGGCCAGGAUGAUCGCAGGCAAUGAGGCAAUCUUCACCCGUGCCCAAGACCACGCUCUCCAGAUUCUCAGUUUCGAAUCCCUCUUCGGCCUCGACAUUGAGCAGCAGUUUCAGUCAUACAUAAUGCACAAACAAUCAUGGCUGAUGCCCAUCCUUGCCAAGAUCUACUACUCUCACAUCAGCGUCGGCAUCCUGUUCCUAAUCUACAUAUACACAUAUCUCCCGCCCUCGACCUUCCAACGCAUUCGCCGUACUAUCGCCGUGAAUAACGCCAUUGCUUUUGUCGUCGUCACUCUCUGGCGAUGUUCACCCCCGCGAUUGCUACCCCAGGAAUAUGGCUUUGUCGAUGUUUUACACAGUAAAGCUGGAGGUGCCAAUGUCUGGAACAACAACCGCUUUCAGUUGACCAUCGCAGCGAUGCCAAGUCUACAUUUUGGAACGUCGCUCUUCUUCGCCAUUUGCAUCUGUACAUUCUCUCCUCAUCGGUUCAUGCGUCUCCUCGCCCCUUUGUGGCCGACUGCCAUGAUCAUCACCAUUGUUGCGACCGCAAACCAUUUCCUUACUGAUGCUUUUAUCGGCGCUCUAGUUCCAUUGCUUGGAUGGCGUAGUAGCCACGCCGUGCUUGUUCUGAAACCAGUUCAGGAUUAUGUAUUUGCGCCGUUGGUUAACAGGCUGGACCUCGUCGACCAUAAUGCGCGAGUUGUCCCAAAGACUCUAUAA